AUGUCACACUCCGGUACGAAGUACCAAAACCUAUCUAGGUGUGUUGAUAGGAAGAGACCAGAAAGAUCCAUUCAAGCCAGUUGGAAAUUCAGAACAUUGAACUGUGCCUUCACCCAACCCACGUGGUCCUUUUGGCAUCCGGGAAUUUCGACUGCCUCUGCUACAACGAACGAACUAAAUGGCAGACCAUCGAGGGUGAGUGAACGGCUAGCCAAAACCUCUCGUUUGGAGGCUGUCAAUGCGGUACUUCAGUUGGAGAGGGUCCAACCCCUGUUCAAUCUUAGCAUUCGACUCCGCGCUUUGCCGGGAGGCUUCAACGAUGAACCAGGCAACUGGGCAAUUCAAAUCCAUUCUUCAGCUACUCCAUCCAGAUUAGGGGUCAGAGAGGGAGGUGUACGCUAUCGACCUCUUCCAUCCUUCUCUUCGGAGAGAGUCCCUCUUUCCCUCGUCCCUAUUCUCCCAACUAGUGAAGGUGAGAUCAAAAGACAGGAUUUCGCGCCAACUAAGGCGAAGCUAUUGAAUCAGCUCUUAGAGGCUGUGUUAGCUACACUGGCCUCAUAA
Messenger RNA from Striga asiatica, 561 nucleotides. NCBI's taxonomy places the organism in Eukaryota, Viridiplantae, Streptophyta, Magnoliopsida, Lamiales, Orobanchaceae. The record is from the annotation of a GenBank genome assembly.